Oryza sativa Japonica Group (Japanese rice) is the source of this 1657-nucleotide messenger RNA. RefSeq names its product alpha/beta hydrolase domain-containing protein VTE7. Gene Ontology annotation, molecular function: catalytic activity. The record is from RefSeq and is a predicted model, not a curated record. NCBI's taxonomy places the organism in Eukaryota, Viridiplantae, Streptophyta, Magnoliopsida, Poales, Poaceae.
GUGCGGUGCCGCAGCCGCAGCCACGCGGCCCUCGCUCGCCGUCCUCCCGCGCCCUAUAAACGCCCGCCGCUUACGCACGCACCGCAGCAGCAACGAGCAACCGCACCCCAAUGCCUCCGCUGCUCCUCGCCUCCUCCUCCUCCUCCUCGCCGGCGCUGGCGCCGCCGCGGCCGUCAUGCAGGGGCCGCGUCAGGGUCGCCGCCGCCUCCGCCGGCGUGAACGGCCGCGCCGGGGGAGGAGGAGGAGGAGGAGGUUUCCCGGGGUUCCUCCCCGCGGCGGUGGAGCGGAUCCGCGACGAGCCCGCCAUCCGCCUCGCCAAGCGAAUCGAGCGAGUCCCCGUCCAGACUGGCUUCUCCCAGAGCCCGAUACUUAGCAGCUGCGUGAGGCCGCUCAAGCAGCAGCAGGACAGGGACCCCGUCCUUCUGCUCCAUGGCUUCGACAGUUCUUGUUUAGAGUGGAGGUACACCUACCCGUUGUUGGAGGAGGCUGGACUGGAGGCUUGGGCUGUGGACAUUCUUGGAUGGGGCUUCUCGGAUCUAGAGAAACGGCCACCGGGUGAUGUAGCCUCCAAACGGGAGCAUCUUUACCAGUUCUGGAGAUCCUACAUUAGAAGGCCUAUGGUGUUAGUUGGACCAAGUCUCGGUGCUGCUGUUGCUAUUGAUUUUACUGUCAACUAUCCGGAAGCGGUGUCAAAACUGAUCUUCAUUAGUGCAAGUGUAUAUGCUGAGGGCACAAGAGAUAUGACAAGAAUGCCUAGAUUCGUUCCAUAUGCUGGGGUUUUUCUACUGAAGAGUCUCCCACUGCGGUAUUUUGCUACUCUUUUGGCGUUUUAUAAAAUUCCAGGUGGUCCAGCUGGAUUGUUUGACUGGGUGCAAAUUGGCCGUCUACACUGCCUACUUCCUUGGUGGGAAGAUGCUCUUGUUGAUUUUAUGAUGAAUGGGGGUUAUAAUGUCCUAAACCAAAUAAAUCAGGUAAAGCAUAAAUGCCUGAUUUUAUGGGGAGAGGAGGAUGGAAUCAUUAGCAACAAACAAGCAUAUAGGUUGCACCAGGAACUCCCAGAUGCAAUUUUAAGGCAGGUACGGGAGUGUGGUCAUAUUCCUCAUGUUGAAAAGCCAAGUGAAGUGUUAAAACAUGUCCUUGAUUUUCUCGGAACUGAGAGGAGGCCAGAAAAGGCAGAGCAGGGUUCUUCCUUACCAUCGACAGUUGGGACCUGCUGAAACAGAAUUGGAUCCUUAAGGCUAGGGUGUAGAUGGUACAUGUACACUGUUGGCUCAAUGAUGCACAUGUGAGUCGGUCGAUAUGCUUGGGAAGUUGCAAUGCUCUGUCCAUGCUGUUCGACUCAGAAGAUGCUUCACAGUAAAGUUGGAAUUUGUUCUCAGCACAUGUUCUGUCUUCUGCAAAAGGGGGGACAAUAAUCCUGUUGGAGGUGGUUCCGAGGCUGUGCCACGGAGAUGGAAGAAUUGGCAUAGGAACAUAUUGAGCAGGACAUCUCUGCUGAUCAGCUGCUACUCACUUUUAGGUUGUUAGUCAGAUAGUGUUGCAAAGAUGUAUCAUUCCUUCCUCUGUUCUUUCUCGCUGAACAUGUUGAAUAAACUUCAAGUAUGUUUAAGACUGUCUAGACUGGGAAUAUGAAAGCUAUGUUUAUCUUUGGGCGAAA